AUGGCAAAAGAAUCCUGGACCAUUGAAUCGCGUUUGACACUUUCUGAUCAUCAUACCAUUCCACGAUUAGGUAGGAUUAGGAUUUUAGAUAAAUCGGUAUCGAAUUCAUGUUCGUUUACUGAAGGUCUUGGUACGUGGAGAAGCGAACCGGGUAAAGUUCAAAAUAUAGUCAAGGAAGCGAUCUUAGACCACGGUUAUCGACAUAUCGACGGUGCAUGGUUGUAUAAGAAUGAAACGGAAGUCGGAAAUGGUAUCCAUGAAGCUAUUGAACAAAGUCAAGGUAAAAUUAAACGCGAAGAUUUAUUUAUAACAACAAAAUUAUGGAAUCAACAUCAUGUACCGGAAGAUGUUGAAUGGGCGAUACAUGAUAGUUUACAAAAACUUCGCCUGGACUAUGUCGAUCUUUAUCUUAUUCAUUGGCCUAUUGCGUUCAAACGAAUGGAAGAAAACGUAUGGUCGCAAAAUGAAGAUAAAACUGUUCGUUACUAUGCAGAAGGCGUCACUCUUGCUGAUACAUGGAGAGCUAUGGAGAAAUUAGUUGAUGCGAAAUUGGUUCGUUCGAUUGGUUUGUCAAAUUUUAAACCAUCAGAAAUCGACGAAAUUCUUCAAAUUGCCCGUAUUAAGCCUGUUGUUAAUCAAAUUGAACUGCAUCCAUAUUUGAAUCAGCAAGUCUUGCGUGAUUAUUGCGCUAAACAGAACAUCAUUGUUACAAGUUACAGUCCGUUAGCAAAUCUCAAACGACCCAAUGAACCCGACGAAGAAGUUUCUCCGUUGUACAAUCCGAUCAUCCAAAAAAUUGCUAAGACGAAAGAAAAAACAGCAGCACAGAUCAUUCUCCGGUGGCACCUUCAACACGGUUUGACCGUUAUACCGAAAACUGUCACAUCGGAACGUCUGCAUGAGAACAGUCAAGUUUUUGAUUUUGAAUUAACAAAUGAAGAAAUGAAUCAAAUCGAUCAGUUAGAGAAAACAAAUUAUCGACGAUUUUUCAAUCCAGCCGUUUUACCACCGGCAGAUCGACAUGUUUUCGAACGAUAA
Molecule: messenger RNA, 1038 nt
Organism: Adineta ricciae
Lineage: Eukaryota; Metazoa; Rotifera; Eurotatoria; Adinetida; Adinetidae
Source: the annotation of a GenBank genome assembly